Molecule: messenger RNA, 2469 nt
Organism: Chanos chanos (milkfish)
Lineage: Eukaryota; Metazoa; Chordata; Actinopteri; Gonorynchiformes; Chanidae
Product: protocadherin gamma-C5-like
Exons: 2
Coding region: 1-2469 (822 amino acids)
Biological process (GO): homophilic cell-cell adhesion
Cellular component (GO): plasma membrane
Molecular function (GO): calcium ion binding
Source: RefSeq, a predicted model, not a curated record
AUGACUCGAAUAAAAAGGGAGAUUCUCUUUUGGCAAGCGCAAUGGUUGUUUUAUCUCGUACUCUUUUGGUGUAGGACAGAGGCUCAGCUUCGUUACGCCAUUCCAGAGGAGUUAAAAGAGGGUUCCGUUGUUGGAAAUAUAGCUGAAGAUAUUGGUUUGGGAAUAUCUGAUAUUUCUAUUCGAAAAUUGCGGAUAGCAUCUGAGUCCGGUAAGCAGUAUUUCAGUCUACAUCAGCGAAACGGUGAGCUUCUUGUUAGUGAAAUAAUAGACAGGGAGAGACUCUGCGGAAAAAGCACUAGUUGUGUUUUGCCAUUACAAGUCAUUAUCGAAGACCCACUAGAGUUUUAUCGUGUGGAUGUCGAUAUCCAAGAUAUCAAUGAUAAUUCUCCACAUUUCCAUUCGGACACAAAUAUCAUAGAAGUACCAGAAUCGACUGUUACGGGUGCUAAGUUUCGUUUAGAGACCGCUGAGGAUCCAGAUGUUGGACUGAAUUCCUUACGCAAUUAUAGUCUGAGCAAAAGUGAAUAUUUUGUCUUGAACGUUAAAAGUAGCAAAGACGGAACCAAAGUCCCUGAACUUGUUAUACAAAAGCCCGUAGACAGAGAAAAACAGUCAGUACACCAUCUCAUUUUAACGGCUAUUGAUGGUGGAAAUCCAGUUAGAUCAGGUACUACGCACAUCAACGUGCGGAUUUUGGACUCGAAUGACAAUGCACCUGCAUUUGAGCGGGAUUUACACGAGGUCCAAGUGAUGGAGAAUACAGCUCCAGGUACACUGGUACUGACUGUCAAAGCAAAUGACGUUGAUGAUGGCGUUAACGGUGAUAUUGUGUAUUCAUUUGGGGCGCAUACGCCAGAGGCUGUUCAAACUCUAUUUACCAUUAACUCAGAGACUGGCGAUAUUAUUCUAUCCGGGAUUCUCGACUAUGAGACAAGUACUUCAUACAAAUUCGACAUACGGGCUCGCGAUAAAGGAACACUAGCACUGGAGAGUCAUUGUGAAAUCCGGGUAGAGGUUUUGGACGUGAACGAUAACGUACCUGAGAUCACUAUCGCCUCUUUACCACAACCGGUCAAAGAGGAUGCGUCCGUCGGCACUACGGUAGCGUUGAUAGCCCUUAAGGAUUGGGAUUCUGGCGAUAACGGGAAAGUACAGCUACACAUGUCGCCGGAUUAUCCGUUCAAAUUAAAGCCAUCGUUUUCGAAUCAUUUUGCUUUAGUCACAGAUGGAAUUCUGGAUCGGGAAAAGUUUCCUGAAUAUCGUAUUGAGCUCAAAGCGUCCGAUUCUGGAUCACCCGCUCUAUCUUCUUUCAAUACCAUCACCGUAAAAGUACUAGAUGUCAAUGAUAAUGCACCCAUUUUUUCUCACCCAUUAUACACCGUUUAUGCAAGAGAAAACUGCCCUCCUGGUUCACUGCUGUCAUCAGUGUCCGCCUCAGAUAUGGACAUUGGAGAAAAUGCUAAAAUUUCCUACGCCAUCAUUGACUCUAAAACGCACACCGUAUCCAUACCUUCUUAUUUUUACAUAAAUUCGGAGAACGGCACAAUCUUUAGCAUGCAUUCCUUCGACUAUGAGAAAAUAAAAAUGUUUCAAGUGCUAGUACAGGCGAAAGACCAUGGGUCUCCAUCGCUCAGUAGCAACGCAACUGUCCAUGUUUUUAUUCUGGAUCAGAACGACAAUGCCCCUGCUAUCAUUUACCCCUCUGCAAUUAUGGGCUCUGUCUCUCAUCAGAGGAUGUCCCGGACUGCUAAAGCAGGACACCUCGUUACUAAGGUAACGGCAGUGGACGCUGACUCGGGUCACAACGCCUGGAUGUUCUAUAGACUUGUGGAGGCUACGGACAUGUCCCUGUUCAGUGUAAAUCUACAUACAGGAGAGGUGAGGACUAAACGCUCAGUUUCUGAGCAGGAUGACACCUCUCAGAGACUGAUAAUAGAGAUAAAGGACAAUGGAGAGCCAGUCCAGUCCAGCACUGUCACUGUGGAUAUACUAUUAGAGGAGGGGCUUCCCGAACCCGUUUCGGACAUUCAGCAGAAAAAUACAAAUUAUGGAAAAAACAACAAAAUCACAUUCUACUUGAUCCUCGCUUUGGCCUCUGUGUCUGUAUUAUCAUUGAUGACAUUUUUUGUCUUAGUUGUGAAAUGUGCAAGACAAGGCAGGGGUGGCACAAUGUGUUGCAUCAGACGGUCCGAUUCCGAUGGAUACAAAAAUCCCAACAGAAACCUUCAGAUUCAGCUCAACACUGACGGGCCUAUAAAAUAUGUGGAGGUCUUAGGAGGGGAUGUGUUGUCUCAAAGUCAGUCCUUUGGGUCCUGUCUCUCUCCACUGUCAGAAUUCAGUGACUUCACUCUCGUUAAACCCAGCAGCACCAUUGACUUCAAGGAAAUCAAUGUGCUUGAUGCUUCUUUACCAGACACUGCGUGGACAUUUGAGAGCCAGCAGGUGAGCAAUUUCCUCUUUUUCGAUUAA